Molecule: messenger RNA, 1069 nt
Organism: Coccidioides posadasii C735 delta SOWgp
Lineage: Eukaryota; Fungi; Ascomycota; Eurotiomycetes; Onygenales; Onygenaceae
Biological process (GO): L-valine catabolic process
Cellular component (GO): mitochondrion
Molecular function (GO): 3-hydroxyisobutyrate dehydrogenase activity; NAD binding; NADP binding
Source: RefSeq, a predicted model, not a curated record
GCUGGCAUUGAGUCCUACAGCCCACUCCUACUCAUACAAUGGCCAUCGCACCCUUCGCGGUCCCCGUGCGGAGACUACUUUUUCCCCUUCGCUCUUCAGCCCGAUCCUUCUCGACAACCCUAUCCCGAGAUGCCACCUGGGGCUUCAUCGGGCUAGGCCAGAUGGGUUACCCCAUGGCCAAAAAUCUACGGGCAAAAAUCCCGGAGUCGGACACCCUCCUCAUAUGCGACUCCAACCCCGAUGCGACAAAGAGAUUCACAGCCGAGCAGUCCGGCAAACGGAUAGAGGUCGCCUCAAGUCCCCGAGAACUUGCAGAGAGAUCCGAAACCAUCAUAACCAGCCUUCCCGAACCGCAACACGUCAAGGGGGUUUUCCACACCAUCCUCAAGGACGGUCUACCCAAGUUGGCGACAGAACGCCUCUUCAUCGAUUGCUCCACCAUCGAUCCCAUCUCCUCGCGAGAGGUCGCGGCUGCCGUUCAUUCGACAGGCUCCGGCCGGUUUGUCGACGCUCCCAUGUCUGGGGGUGUGGUUGGCGCUACCGCCGGGACCCUCACCUUCAUGGUCGGCGCUUCGUCGCAGAUUCCCGGGCUGGUGCAGGAGGCGGAGAAGGUAUUGCUCCUCAUGGGAAAGAAGGUAUGGCAUCUCGGGGAGCAAGGCGCCGGUCUCUCUGGGAAACUAGCGAAUAACUACCUCCUCGCCAUCACCAACAUCGCUACGGCAGAGGCUAUGAACCUGGGAGUCAGGUGGGGUCUGGAUCCCAAGGUCCUGGGCCAGAUGAUCAACUCCUCUACCGGUAGGAGCUGGUCCAGCGAGGUGAACAAUCCCGCUCCCGGUGUCGUAGAGACUGCACCCGCCUCGCGCGGUUAUUCGGGCGGGUUCGGUGUUAGUUUGAUGAAGAAGGAUCUCAGACUCGCUGUCGAGGCCGCGAAUGAGGCCGGAACCCGUCUGGAGCUGGCCAGCAAGGCCCAGGAGGUCUAUGACUCCACGGAAGCCGCCCACAAAGGCAAGGACUUUUCCGUCGUGUAUCAGUACUUGAAAGAUCACUCGCGUUGAGAUAUCCAUCUGGU